AUGAGUUUACUAAGCUGGAAUUGCCGAGGGCUUGGGAACCUGAGGGCUAUUCAAUUCCUUAAGGAAAUCGUUUUCCAAAAGAAACCCAAUGUGAUUUUUUUGUGUGAAACUAUUUGCAAAAAUGACAAGAUUAAUUAUGUCAAGAGGUUGUUGGGCUUUGAAGGGAGUUAUGUUGUUGAGGCUAGGGGUCAUAGUGGGGGCUUAGCAAUGCUAUGGAAGAAAGAAGAAGAAGGUCAGCUCCUUGGUUUCAGCCACAACCAUAUCGACUUGGAGGUUCGAAUUGAGGGUUGCCCGUUGUUUCGUGCGUCUGGGAUUUAUGGAGAGCCCCAGCGAAGUUUAAGAGGCAAUACUUGGCGAUUAAUUCACCAACUUUCAGGUCAGUAUUCUUUGCCUAGGUGUUUGUUUGGGGAUAUGAAUAAUACUUUGAGUCAUAGUGAUAAAAGAGGGGGUAGAUCCUACCCGAAUUGGCUUCUAAAUGGGUUCCAAGAUGUGGUCUCUGAAUGCCAUCUUAUUGACAUGGAGCUAAGGGGGUAUCCUUUUACUUGGGAAAAAGGGAAGGGUACUAGUCAAUGGGUUGAAGCCUCUCUUGAAAAUUUGGAAAUUACGGUGUCCGACCAUUGCCCAAUUUGGGUUAAUCUUGCCAUGUCAAAACCCAUUGUUUUCAAGAAGAAGUUUCGGUAUGAAAAUGCGUGGUCCCGAGAGCCUAUGUGUAGACAAAUUGUUCAAGCCAAUUGGGAUAGUACUCCCAAUAGUUCUCUCAACGUAAAGCUUCACUCCUGCAGUAUGGCUUUGGCCGAAUGGGGCAGUGAUAUCACUGGUUUUUUUAAUAAAAAAAUAAAGUCUUGCAACAAGAUUCUGAAAAAGUUGAAAGGUAGGAGUGACCAACUGGCUGUCUCGAAAUACAAGGAGACUCAAUCUCAGCUUUGUGAGGCUUUAACAAAGAAAGAGAUUUUUUGGAGACAACGGUCGAAGCAGUUGUGGUUACGACCAAAAUACCAAAUUGUUAAACUUAAGAAUAGCAAUGGAGUGUGGGUGGAUUGGGAUAGUGGCCUUCGGGAGGUUAUGGUAACUCACUUUACUGAUCUUUUCACUGCUUCGGGUUCGAAUGGGCAGCAGGUUAUUGACUGUAUUCCGGUCAAAGUUAAUGCUAAUCAAAAUCAAGAUUUGCUUCUUCAAGUUGAGGAUAUUGAGGUUCGUAAGGCUCUUUUUCAGAUGCACCCCGACAAGUCACCCAGUCCAGAUGGUUUUAAUCCCGAUUUUUACCAAAAACACUGGGACAUUGUGGAAAAGGAUAUAGUUGAUAUGGUCCAGCGUUUCUUCACUUCUGGUGAGUUCCCUGAGUAUCUAGCCGAGACCAACAUAGUGCUUAUACCGAAAAAAUCUCAACCAGUAAGUAUGAAUGAUUUGCGGCCGAUUGCUUUAUGUAAUGUUAUCUACAAGAUUGUUUCUAAAGUGUUGGCGAAUAGACUCAAAGGGGUUCUUUCAAAAGUUAUUUCAGAGACACAAAGUGCUUUUCUACCAGGGCGUCUAAUUACGGAUAAUAUUUUGGUUUCGUAUGAGAUAAUGCACUAUCUUAAACGGAAGCAAAAAGGAAAAAAGGGCUUCAUGGCUAUUAAACUGGAUAUGAGCAAAGCGUAUGACAGAGUGGAAUGGAGUUUUUUAGAAGCUGUGUUGAGAAAAUUGGGGUUCCAGGAGCAGGUGAUUCGUUUAAUUAUGAAAUGUGUUGGCACAGUUAGCUAUAACUUUGUGGCAGGGGGACAAGAAGUGGGGCCGAUUAUUCCUAGUAGAGGAUUAAGACAAGGAUUUUCUGCUCUAUUAAGAGACUUUGAGAAGAGAGGUAGACUUCAUGGUUGCAAGGUUGCUAGGGGAGCUCCUAUGGUUUCCCACAUGCUUUUCACGGAUGAUAGUUAUAUCUAUUGUCAGGCUUCAGAGGAGGGUGCUUUGAGUAUGAUGGAAUUAUUGGAUUGUUUCCAAAUUGCUUCGGGCCAACAAGUGAAUCUUCAGAAGUCUUCUUUGUUCUUCAGUCCGAAUACAUCUCCAGAAGAUAGAAACAAAAUUUGUACCAUUAUGGGGAUUAAUGAGGCUGGAGAAAAUAGCUUUUAUCUAGGUCUUCCUAAUACUUUGGGGCGGAAUAAGACUGCUUUGCUUGGGUUCUUGAAAGACAAGAUGAGGAAGAAAAUUCAGAGUUGGGAAGGAAGAUUUCUGUCUAAGGCGGGUAAAGAAUUGCUUAUCAAAACCGUGGCACAAUCUCUCCCGAGUUAUGCCAUGAAUGUCUUCUUAUUACCAAUUGAAACUUGUCAAAAGAUGGAGCAAUUAAUGUGCAAAUUUUGGUGGCAAGCCUCCACCAAAAAUAACAAAGGGAUCCAUUGGAAGAGUUGGGAUAGAUUAACUGAGCAUAAGUCCAAAGGAGGAAUGGGCUUUCGUAACCUUCGUGAUUUUAAUAUCAGUUUGUUGAGUAAACAAGGGUGGCGUCUCUUGUGCCAGCCACAUUCUUUGGUGGGAAGAAUUUUCAAAGCCCGAUACUACAAGAAUGGUGACUUUCUCUCGGCAGAACUAGGAGGCAACCCAAGUUUUGUCUGCUGUAGUAUUCUUGAAGCUCAAGAUGUGGUUCGAGAAGGGGUUAGACGUCGAAUUGGUAAUGGGUCUUCGGUGAGUGCUCUUCUUGAUGCUUGGCUGCCCGAUGAUGAUAAUCCAAAAGUAACCUCUACUCACCCAGCCUUGUUGGGCCAAUGUGUUAAUUCGUUGAUGGUUUCUGGGGAAUGUUCAUGGGAUGUCGACUUGGUACUUGAUCUGUUCAAUAACCGGGAUGCUCAUUUAAUACUUAGCAUUCCCUUAUCUUCAAGUCGAGUAGAUGACACUUGGUAUUGGUGUUUGGAAAAAACUGGGCAUUUCACAGUAAAAUCAGCGUACAAGUCCCUUCAAGUCCGUAAAGAGACGGGUUCCCAACCGAAUAGCUCUCCGGUUUGUAAUGGUAUUUGGAAACUACGUGUUCCUCCCAAGGUCAAAGAUCUUUUAUGGCGUGCGGCUUCAGAAUGUCUCCCUACAAAAACAAGAUUGCAAUCUAGACAAGUGCAAGUCGACAAUCUCUGUCCUAGCUGUUGGGAGCAUGCAAGUAUUGAUAGGGAUGUUCAAGGUGUUGUUUCUUUUGCUGGUUGGUUGGAAAAAAUGUUCAAUCGAGUGGAUGAGGCUACUAGAAUUAGCAUUGUCGUGACUUGUUGGGCCCUAUGGAAAACUAGAAAUGAUUUGGUUUGGUCUAAUAAGAGUUCUACAGCUGCUAAUGUAACUCUUCUUGCCCAAACUACUCUUGCUAAUUGGUCUCAAGCACAGGAUAAGGCUUUAGUCGCUACCCCCGGCUUUUUCACUGAAGCAGAUGGCUUGGAUAAAUGGCAAAAGCUGACUGCUCCCACCAUUAAAAUCAACACAGACGCUGCAAUAUUUGACAGCAAUGGUUCAUACCGUUUCGUGUGUGUGGCAAGAAAUGCAGCAGGGGAGAUGUUGGAGGCUUUAACAAGCUGUCGUGCAGGGAUAGUGCAACCUGAAUUGGCAGAGGCCAUGGGAGUUCGAGAGGCCCUUAGCUGGAUCAAAAAGAAGGGUUGGAUUGGUACAAUUGUUGAAACCGAUUGUCUAACCGUUGUUCAAGCAAUUCGGAGUAAUCUUCCUUUACUUUCUUAUUUUGGGAGUAUUAUAUCGGAUUGUAAAGAGUUACUAAAACAAUUGUGUGGUGUUUCUGUUAAUUUUGUUAAACGGUCUGCUAAUAGUGUUGCUCACUCGUUUGCUCGAGCUUCCUAUUUUAUUGCUGAUCGUACUCUUUCAAGCAACGAUGUGUCUACUGAGUUGCUUCAUGUAAUCAUGAAUGAUUGCAAUUAA
Messenger RNA from Cannabis sativa, 3867 nucleotides. RefSeq lists its product as uncharacterized. Lineage: Eukaryota; Viridiplantae; Streptophyta; Magnoliopsida; Rosales; Cannabaceae. The record is from RefSeq and is a predicted model, not a curated record. Gene Ontology annotation, molecular function: nucleic acid binding; RNA-DNA hybrid ribonuclease activity. The transcript has 5 exons. Bases 1 to 3867 code for a protein of 1288 amino acids.